UUAAUAAAGCCGCGUACGGCGUAUCCGGCAAAUCGGCCCAGCUCAACCUACGGAGGAGAUCUCUCUCUCUCUCUCUCAGCGUAUCGCAACAACGCUGGUGGAGAUUUCGGGGUUGUCGACGGAGCUGGAAUCUAGCUUUUUCUUCUCCAGAUCUCUUACCGAUUCUCACCGGUUGGUAUUAUAAAGCCAUGGUUCUUGAUGGGCUUGUAUCUUCACCAUUAAGGAGACAACAGUGUCUAAAGAAGCAAUGGGAUGAGUUGGGUAGCUGGUCGACUCUUAUUCAGAGGCAUCAAUAUCUUUUAACAGCAUUGGCUCUUUUGGCAUUCCUCUGUACUGUUUAUCUUUACUUUGCGGUUACUUUAGGCGCCAGCCACUCGUCUUGCUAUGGCUUGACCGGGAAAGACAAGGCAAUGUGUCAAUUACAACAUGUUCAAGCGAUCUCCAAAGGGAAACUUAAAUUCUUCUAGAGUGUUAUCGGUGAAAGCUGAAACCCCAUUUAUUGUUCUUGUAUUAAAACAUUCUUUUUCUUCUUGAUUCUAUAAUGCAAUUUGUGUGUACUUACUACAUGGUGAAAAAACCCAGAGAUUCAUAAUCGAAACAUAUAACCUUUAUUUCAUCAGAUGAGAGUAUACAUGUGCAGUGUUUUGAGUCGGAUCAUCACCGUCGGUUGUAUGUCAAACCCCUUUAGGUGCUCUUAUAAUAUAGCUCAUGCAUUUAU
This is a messenger RNA of Arabidopsis arenosa, 718 nucleotides long. The record is from the annotation of a GenBank genome assembly. NCBI's taxonomy places the organism in Eukaryota, Viridiplantae, Streptophyta, Magnoliopsida, Brassicales, Brassicaceae.